AUGAAUUGUCCCUCACGCACAGACGACACCGAGGCCCACCCGGACUGGAAUCAGAAUCCACAUGGACUCAGUUCCGACUUGACCACUCGGGCGGACCUCAAUGGCAUCGUGAACCUCCGAGAGCAAAGAGCGACUGAGUCGAGUCUCGAUAACAAUGAGCAAGAAGACAUACGUGUGAUGCCGGUCGACAAUCCAGAGCCACCUGCCACCGCCGUGAAGUCACCCAACGCUGUCAAGGUUGAUCCGCUAGAGCGAGCGGCCGUUCAACAAACCCACCCACCGCGAUUUCAGAGUUUCCAUUCACCACGGGCCUUUGCAAGCAAGGUCGUGGUCACUCUUCAGAAGUAUGCAAAAUUCGUGGGUCCAGGGUUCCUCAUUGCCGUCGCCUACAUCGACCCAGGCAACUAUGCCACCGACGUCGAGGCAGGCGCGGCCACCAAGUAUGGUCACUUAUUCAUCAUCCUGAUGUCCAAUAUAUUUGCUAUCUUCCUGCAAUCCCUCUGUAUCAAACUGGGAAGCGUCACUGGGCUGAACUUGGCUGAAAACUGCCGCAAGCAUCUACCCAAGUGGCUGAAUUUCGUCUUGUACCUAUUUGCUGAGUCUGCCAUCAUUGCUACAGAUAUCGCAGAGGUCAUUGGCUCGGCCAUAGCUCUGAAUCUACUCCUGCACAUCCCCCUACUAGCGGGAUGUGCGAUUUCCGUGGUCGAUGUACUCAUCCUUCUUGUCUUCUAUCGUCCCAAUGGCUCCAUGAUGCACCUCAGGCUCUUCGAGUACUUUGUCAUGUGUCUUGUUCUGGGCGUCAUGGUCUGCUUCUGCAUCCAACUCUCCUACAUCAAGGACACCUCAGUCGGAGAGGUCUUCAAGGGUUAUCUUCCUUCAUCAGCGAUUGUCAAGGGCAACGGCAUCUACCUUUCUUGCGGUAUUAUCGGAGCAACCGUCAUGCCGCAUUCCAUCUUUCUUGGCUCGGGUGUCGUUCAGCCACGCCUGAAACAGUUUGACCAGCGGAACGGGCACAUUAUCAGGGGCGAAGAGUCCGACGACGAAGAGGAGAAAUACACUCCAUCUAUCUAUGCGAUCCGGGCCUGCCUCAAAUACUCGGUGGUUGAGCUUGCCACCUGUCUUUUCACCUUCGCCCUGUUUGUCAACUCGGCUAUCCUGAUUGUGUCCGGCUCGUCCCUCUACCCCAAGACCGAGGCUACAGAAGCGGAUCUAUUUGGCAUCCACCGUCUGCUAAGUGAGAACCUCUCCAAGGCAGCUGGUACCCUGUUCGCCCUCGCCCUCCUCCUGUCUGGCACCUCAGCCGGCAUAGUCUGCACCAUGGCCGGUCAGAUGGUGUCGGAAGGAAUGCUACAUUGGACGCUGAAACCAUGGCUACGCAGGCUAAUUACUAGGUCCAUCAGCAUCAUCCCGAGCAUUAUCAUCGCGGGAGCCAUUGGCAAGGAAGGCCUGAACGCAGCAUUAACUGCAAGCCAGGUCUGCCUGAGCGUCAUGCUGCCGUUUGUGACUGCUCCGCUGCUCUGGUUCACCUGUCGAAGCCACAUCAUGACCGUGCAAACCAACGACGCCGGGGGAGCGGUGAACAUGCGGAACGGCUGGCUUGUAACUGCGCUUGCCACUACAAUCUGGAUUGUCCUGGUAGUCAUGAACGUUGCGCUCCUCGUCUUGGUCGGCCUCGGAAAGGCGUGA
This is a messenger RNA of Cladophialophora yegresii CBS 114405, 1686 nucleotides long. RefSeq names its product manganese transporter. The transcript is spliced from 2 exons. The coding region runs from base 1 to 1686 and encodes 561 amino acids. Lineage: Eukaryota; Fungi; Ascomycota; Eurotiomycetes; Chaetothyriales; Herpotrichiellaceae. Gene Ontology annotation, cellular component: membrane. The record is from RefSeq and is a predicted model, not a curated record. Gene Ontology annotation, molecular function: cadmium ion transmembrane transporter activity; manganese ion transmembrane transporter activity. Gene Ontology annotation, biological process: intracellular manganese ion homeostasis; iron ion transport.